Messenger RNA from Naegleria gruberi, 1782 nucleotides. RefSeq lists its product as uncharacterized. NCBI's taxonomy places the organism in Eukaryota, Heterolobosea, Eutetramitea, Acrasida, Naegleriidae. The record is from RefSeq and is a predicted model, not a curated record. Gene Ontology annotation, molecular function: protein binding. The coding region runs from base 1 to 1728 and encodes 575 amino acids. The transcript has a single exon.
AUGAAAAAACUCUUUUUCGCUACCCCACGAUGCUUAUCCAAGUCGCGUUCUCAACAAGUUGCUUUCAAUAGACUUGUUGUUUCCGCUCUUGAUGUUCGUCCAUUCCAUCAACAAUUCCGUUGUUUGGACGCUAAACAAAAUUUGGAUUUUAGUAGCAAGUCCUUGGGUGAUUUAAUUAAUGAAUUAAGUGCAAUGAAAGUUGAACCUUUGGAAAAGAGAACCACCGAUAAAACUAGAGAACAACUCUACUAUCUUUACUCUAUUCAAACUCACGUUCAAAACGAAAUUGCUGCCUUCCAACAACAAAUUGAACAAAUUACCACCGAAACAAACAUCACCUAUGAUGCAGAGUAUAUCAGCAAGUUAAACUCCCGUUUCUCCCUCUUCUUAAAAUGGGUUCUUGCUAUUCAACAACUUACUCUUGAUAAUGGUUUGUUCAAGUUGGUCCAACCAUUACUCAUUGGUGAAAAGGCCGACAACUUUUUCAAUGUUUUAGUAGGAGAGGAACAUUUCGGAAAGAGCCACAACUUCCCAUUGUAUUAUUCACUUGCUGUUCACAAAUCUAAAAUCAGAGCUGCUAUUGGUUUGGGUGAUUAUGAAGUUGCUAAAGUUGCUUGUGAAGAAUUAUUGAACAAGAUUUCUGAAAUGAAAGUUUUCUACGAAAAGAGACAACAAGAAGUCGAUCGAGAGGAAAAGGAAGCUGCUACUAUUGGUAUUUCUUUGGAAGAAUACAAGGAAAAUCAAAAGAAGCUGAAAUCUAAAGAUACUAUUGAAGAAGUUGUUAAUAAGAUUUAUGAAUUGGAACAAGAACAAGAUAUUAGAGUACCAGUUGUUGGAAGAAAAGUCCCAGAAUUUGAUAAAUAUUUCGGUGUUGAACCAAUCAAUAAGAAGAUUGAAAACCAAUUGGAUAGAUUAGAAGUUGAAACUCAACUUACACUUGUUCAAGUUUUAUACAAUAUUUCUAUCAAGAAUGAAGGUUCAGCUGAUUCUAUGGUUUCUUGGUUGGAUAGUAGACUUCGUGAUGCUAAAUUAUUGGGUUCUCUUUCCAGUGUCAUGUACAAGCUUUCCAAGGCUUCCAUUUUGACUGUUCAAGGUAAACAAUUAGAUGAAGCCAGUAAGCUCUAUGUUGAAUCUUUACAACAAAUUGCCAGAAACUUCCCAACUGUCUCAAAGGACCUUCAACAAAUUUCUACCAUCUUACUCAAUCACACUCUUUAUGCCACCAAGAAGCGUAAUGCUGCUCAAGAUAUACACUCAUACAUGAAGAUGAUCAAGAUUGAUAAUCCAGAAACAACACCUCAAGUCAAACAAUUCGUUAACAAUUAUCUUGUUGAUCUUUUCAUUUCUAGAGGUCAAUUAGAUGCUGCUUUGAAUUAUAUUACUCAAUCUAAGGAGCUUCAAUUCAAUAAUGGUUACUUCUCACCUUCAUAUUCAUCUCUGUUAAGAAGAGAAGCUGAAGUUUUAAUUUUGGGUGAAAAGGCCUCUACAGAAGAAGUUAUUUCAUUGUUGGAUAAUGCCAUUGAAUUACACACUGAACAAUACGGAGCUAGUGGUAGAUAUUUACCUCUUUUCUAUGAUCUCUUGGUUAAUUAUUGCAAGGAACAAAAGAUUAAUCACGAAAAGUUGGCUGAAUAUUCAUCAGCAGUCAGCAAAUUGAACAUUCCAGAGUUGAAGAGAGAAGAAUUGUUAUUGUUGAGAAAUUUGGAUUUUGUUGAAAGAGAUUUUUAAACUUGACUAAAACUUAUUAAGGUUUAUUCUAAUAAAAUUGAAAAUGUAUUAAAA